Messenger RNA from Micropterus salmoides (largemouth bass), 2435 nucleotides. It is a transcript of the gene frs3, whose product is annotated as fibroblast growth factor receptor substrate 3. Gene Ontology annotation, cellular component: cytoplasm. The transcript has 7 exons. Gene Ontology annotation, biological process: cell surface receptor protein tyrosine kinase signaling pathway. The record is from RefSeq and is a predicted model, not a curated record. NCBI's taxonomy places the organism in Eukaryota, Metazoa, Chordata, Actinopteri, Centrarchiformes, Centrarchidae. The coding region runs from base 386 to 2257 and encodes 623 amino acids.
CCAGCUGCUUGGGAAAUGUCAUACAGGCAGAGGCCCGUGCUGCAGUAGGGGGCGUAAUAGGAGGGGAAAAAAUAACAACAUUUUUUACUGCUCUCACUGCAUCCUUUACUCGCGUCUCUGCCGUGCAAGUUCCACAUCCCGCUACAAGCAGCAGCAGCCGUCGCCUGAUAACUACUCGAAGUCUCAAUGCUUGUUUCGCAUUAGGGCUAAUAUAAAAAAAAAUCCGUGCCAGACAUGGAGGAGAACAUCAUGCUUUUCUUGAAGAUGUUAGUCCAACAAACUAACUGGCUUGUGACGACGAUGCCCAGUCGAAGAUCCUGGGACUGAGACGUGAAUCCCUUUACACUGAUGGCCUGGACUGAGUUUCAGCUGGCCUGCUGAAGCUAUGGGGAGCUGUUGGAGUUGUCUGUACAGAGACCCCAUUCGAGACAACCAUCUCACUAAAUUUAAGGUCACCAAUGUGGAUGAUGAGGGCAAUGAGCUGGGCUCUGGGAUCAUGGAGCUCACCCAGACCGAGCUCAUUCUUCACACACGCAAGAGGGAUGCCAUCCGGUGGCCGUAUCUCUGCCUGCGACGCUACGGCUACGACUCCAACCUGUUUUCUUUCGAGAGCGGCCGUCGCUGUCAGACUGGGCAGGGAAUUUUUGCAUUCAAGUGUUCCCGGGCAGAAGAGAUCUUUAAUCUGCUUCAGGAGCUGAUGCAAUGCAACAGCAUCAACGUGGUGGAAGAGUCUAUGAUGAUGAGUCGCAGUGGUCACACACCAGAGAUGGAGAUGUCUCGCACGCCACAGACUCCCAACACUCCAGCGUUCCCAGUCCAGGCUUUUCCCAAUGGAUACCCUGGUUAUCCAAUCAGAGGUGAUUCCUCCCAACCCUCUCUUGCUGAUGAUCAUGGACAUGGCCUCAUGGGUUUGGAAGACCAGACCCACACCUAUGUAAAUACUGUUAGUAUGGAGGGGGAUCUCUCUAUACGUCACUGUGUGCACUCCAUGCCUGAGGUGCGGCCCAGCACUUUCCCUGAAACAACACGGGGAGCCAUGCCUGUCGGGGGCCAAGGAAAUCCGCAGCCCAACUUGCGGUGCUGUCCCCUGGAGGAGCAUAACGAUCCUCAGGUGUUCUUACAGCCGUCCUCGCAGGAGGUCAAAUUCAUGCUGGGCCCCACUCCAGCUCAACGCCAUCUGCUGGAGAGAGAGAGGGAGAGAGAGAGGGAGAGAGAGAGGGAGAGGCAUGGGCACAAUCCUCACAGCCUUCAGCCAGUAGAGGGUGCAACAGGCUCAGAGACGGAAGGAGAUGAGCCCUCUAUGCACCUGUGCAACUCUCACUCGUAUCACCAUUUCCAUCACCACACGCACCGGCACCCGAGCCUUGAGCACACGGACAGUUGCCAGGGCGGCGAACUCACCUACGAGAACAUCAAUGGCCUGAGGAUCGGCCGGAAGCAGCGGCUGAGUCCCAGCAGCGUGUCGCAGUCUGUGGGUUCAAGCAGCAGCAGCAGCACUGGGGACAGUCACUCACACUCUGUCCUGCACCCACACGUCCACGGCCCAUCAUCUCUACCCACGCAGGGCUACGCCUGCGAGAGGGGCAUGGGUGGAGGUCAUCGUCGGACAGCGCUGCUUAACUACGAGAACCUGCCCUCUCUGCCGCCGGUGUGGGAGUACAGGGCUCUGCAGCGGGAUGAUGAACAGGAGGAGGAUGACGAUGAGCAGGACGAGGAGGAAUACGAGGAAGAAGAGGAAGACUUUGAUGAGUACGAGUUCUCAGAAGGCCCUGGGACACCCAACGGGUACCACCAGGAUGGUCGUGGCAUCCACAGAGAUGCCCUGCAGAACUAUGUCAACACUGAGCAGGUCCAGCCGACCCGGCUCCGACACGCCUGCCCCCCGCAUCCACGAUCAUGUCAGCCAGACAGAGGGGGGCGAAUAUUUAGCUUUGAUUUCCGCAGACGAUCGAGGCCAGGGGUUGGAGGCUGUGAGCACAGCCACAUUCCUCCAUCGCGGCAGCUUAAUUACAUCCAGGUGGACCUAGAGGGAGAACCUCCUUGUCAAGCUCUCAGCAGCGGGGGUGCCCAGCCCCAGCCACAGCACCAGCGCCUACCACCCAAAAAAUGUGGCCCACAGGCACCCCGGCGCAGUGAAUGCUACGCAGUCAUUGACCUAAAGAAGACCGCUGCCAUGUCCAACCUGCAGAAAGCUCUGCCCAGGGAUGAUGGGACUUCCAGAAAGACUCGCCACAACAGCACAGACCUGCCUCUGUAAAACGGCAUUCAAACUGAAGAGGAACGAUGAAGACAGAUGAAGGCUUAUCCUCAACUUAGCACACUGGACCCUUCACUGUCAUCCAUCCAUUCAACUGUCGGGCUGACUAAUUCAGUGCAGGUACCUAAUUAGAAACUUACUGAAACCUAGCUGUGCAUAUAAAAGGAAAUGAGAAAUU